Penicillium crustosum is the source of this 1029-nucleotide messenger RNA. RefSeq names its product NAD(P)-dependent alcohol dehydrogenase. The record is from RefSeq and is a predicted model, not a curated record. Gene Ontology annotation, molecular function: oxidoreductase activity. The transcript has a single exon. Lineage: Eukaryota; Fungi; Ascomycota; Eurotiomycetes; Eurotiales; Aspergillaceae. The coding region runs from base 1 to 1029 and encodes 342 amino acids.
AUGGCAGAAAAUAUGAAGGGGUGGCAGCAGGCUGCUCCUGGCCCUAUUGAGGAGAAGCUCAGUCUUGUUGACGACACCCCACGCCCUAAUACAAUCCUUAAGAAAGGCGAGAUUCUCGCCCGCGUCGUCAGCGCCGGUCUCAAUCCCGCAGACUACAAGAUCAUGGAGAUAGGGUUUAUCUCCCGCGCUAUCGUCAAGUUCCCUAAGGUGGCGGGCAUGGACCUUAGCGGCACUGUCGUAGCCGUGGCUGAGGGAUCGACGGACGUCAAGGUCGGCGACAACAUCCUUGGCCGCGUCGAGCCCUUUAGGCCUCACGGCUCUCUGUCGCAGUACGUGGUGCUGCCCCCAGAUGGAUACGCCGUGCUUCCCAAGGGCGUGGAUCUCGACCACGCUGCUGGGGUGCCUACCACGGGGCUGACGGCGUACCAGAGCAUCAAGCCCUACAUCAAAGCAGGCGACCGCAUAUUUAUUAACGGCGGCUCCGGAGGAGCGGGGACCUUUGGUAUCCAAAUUGCAAAGGCCCUCGGAUGUCACGUCACGACGUCCUGCUCAACUGCCAAGGUCGCCCUAGUCAAGAAACUAGGUGCCGACGAAGUAAUCGACUACCGCGUCGAAGAUAUCAUGACUAAACUCAAAGCCGAGGGCCAAGUCUACGAUCUAGUGGUGGACAACGUCGAUAAUUCGCCGAAAGACUUUUUCUCUGCUACGCCCAUGUUUCUUAAGCCGGAGGGACACUACAUUAGCGUUGGAGGCUCCGCAUCGCUACACACGGCCAAGAAUAUCGCUAAGGGCCUGCUAUGGCCGACCUUACUGGGUGGCACGCCGCGCAAAUUUGUCCCGUAUGUCACCAAGAAUGUACACGAGGACUAUGAGCAGCUGGUAAAGUGGCUGGCUGACGGUACUAUCACAACGAUUAUCGAGACUACCUUUGAGUUUGAGCAGGCAAUUGAAGCCUUCAAGCAUCUGAAGGAGGGCUCUAGUGCGGGCAAAGUCAUUGUACAUGUCUCACCCAAGAUAUCCAAUGUAUAA